AAUUAAUCCAAACUACCCUGGAGCCAGGUAUACAUCAAUAAAUCAAAGAACAGAAACUUAGGUGAUAUCCAAAGCAGCCAGAUGAGCUGGAUGUGUUACCUGGAUCAUCUUACACCUUUACUGAUGGCCAUCCUUAACAUGGCACCUGUUGACAAGCUAUUGUUAGAAUGAAACAUGAAUGAGUAUCUCAGUGUCAUUUAGCCUCACAUACAUGUUAUGAACCCUGUUUCGGAGAGAAAGUGCAAGAUAUUAACCUGUGGUGAUCUGGCAUAUCAUCUUCCUUGAAAAUAACCAUCCCAAACUACUGAGUUGAUGUUUCUCUUCCAACCAUAACAAAAAAAAAUGCAUAUUCACAUUGGCCUUUUAACAGAGUGUACAGUCAAAACAGCCAUGUGCUUACCUAAAGCAUGAAUGUAGUGGUGUAGAUUGCCUUAUAAUAUCAGCAGACCAGCCUUCACCAUGAUAACAAGGGUGAAGUUACAUUUUCAUUCAGAUCAAUAGUAAUAACUGUUCAAUGGGGACAGCAGACAUUAUGUACAGUUUGACAGAAAAAUCAAUAAAGCCAGCAGCUAUGUAAAAAAGGCAGCUACUAUCUAGCAUUGAUGUGUAUACCAUUGCAACAUGAGACUGUUGCUAGCAACACUAUUGGCAACCAAAAGCCAAACCUCCAUGGGUACAACCAUAGAACCAGGAUAGGAAAGUCCACAUGUGUCCUGCAUGCAGCGACGAUAUAUAGCCUGCACCUUGACAGUAGUGAAUACGGCCUGCACCAUGCCAGCAGUGAAUACAGCCUCGACUUGAGAGUAGUGAAUACAGCCUGCACCAUGACAACUGAUGCAUAAGUGAUAUCUGAAACGAGAGACAUGGAGACAGGCGAUGAGGUUGAACCUCCACCUAAGCGUCAAAGGAUGGCCAAAGUGGUGAAGAGGAAACGAAACAAAUAUGCAUUGUUCACAUCCCAGGAUUACAAUACGGAACAUUCCAACUGUUUUCUGCUACAAAGGAUGCCGAAAACAGACUUAUCAAAUUGAAGGAGAUACGCGAAAGGAGAUUAUCUCAGCCUCCGUGUUCUGUUCAUCGAAUGAAAGAGACAUGUCUGCUUAUACCGAACACAAUAGCUGCACACCAUGGAUACCACAGAGAGUGUUACGAACGAUUCACCAUGAAUCUCAACCGCCUCUCCUCACACUCUGAUCCCUCAGGACCAUCAUGUUCUAAAUCAAGCAGAAGAAGUUCAGCAGACCAUGUAUUAUUUACUCCCGACUGCAUAUUCUGCAAUUCAGAAGGAAGGAAGAAGAUCAAGGAAAAAGGAACAUGGACCACUGAGCGACUGAGCCAGUUUGAACAUGAUGGAUGGAUAACUAUACUGGAGAUAGCCGGGGAAAAAAAUGAUGAAAAACUUCUCACAAGGAUUCGAGGGCAAGACUUGUUUGCCUGUGAAGCAAAGUACCACAAGUCAUGUAGGGGUAAAUACACACAGAAUCCUGAUAAAUGGAGGAGUACACAUGAUGAAGACAAAUCAAGGCAACUGAAGCUCACAGAGGCCCAUAAUAUAGCAUUCAGUGCUGUAUGCAAAGUGAUCGAUAUAGAUAUCAUAGAGCAGAAGAACAUGAUGAAACUGACUGAUCUGUGUAAGAUAUAUAUUGAAAGCUUGCAACUAACUGAGUUUCCAAAUCCAAACUACCAUGGUGAGAACCUCAAAGAAAAGCUUGAGAAACACCAGACGUAUAAGGACAGGUUGUCUUUCUGUAUGUUGAACAACACCGGAAACUUUCAAACCUAUAUUGUAUAUUCUUCAGAUAUUGAUGUCAGCAAUGCUGUUAGACGUGCAUAUGAGCUCGCUUCUUCAGAUAUGAUCAAAGAAGUUGGAAGUUAUCUGCACAAGAUUAUUCUUGACAGCUUUGCAAAAGCAAAGGAAUUGAAAUGGCCCCCCAUCUGCUCAGGAUCUUGGAAAUGUUGAUGAUGUUCUGCCACCACAACUCCAGAAAUUCCUCAACUAUGUCCUAACAGAUAAAGGGACCACCCACACACCUAAAUCAUAUCGACUUGUACUUUCGAUAGGACAGGACCUCUGUCGUGCGGCAACAAACGGGGAGUGGAAACUCCCAAAGCAUGUGUUGAUAUGCAUGACACUUCGCCAUCUGUUCAGAAGUGAGCGAUUGAUAACACUGCUCAACCGAAUGGGCCAUUGUGAGAACUACUCAUUUUCACUGGAAUUAGAAACAGCGCUGGCUCAGGCCAUUGCGCAAACAUCAACUCUAUUGUCAACUCAGAUUAUUCGGUCACCUACUGCACCAGCAGUUUUUCAUUCUGAAAUUGAUAACUUCGACCAAUUACUGAACAACCUCACCGGAAUGGACUCAAUUCAUACUGCCCAUGGUAUCAUGCUGCAGGAUAUAGAAGGCAAAUCAGAGGAUCAUGGUGGUAUUCACAUAGACAUUCCAUCAAUUCUGAAGGACAGCACAACAAAGCAACGGUCAUUAAACCUCGAUCCAGCUGACAAUCUCCCAGAAUGCUAUGUCACCCAGCGUAGAAGUCCACAGAUAAUCAUCAAACAGCUGACAUAUCCUGGUGGCGAAGACACGUACAAUGCAGCUAACAUGCGACACAUAUUGUGGAUGCUGAUAAGGAUGAAGAGCAGUUUAUCACACCAGACUGUUCCCGGAUGGACAGGCUUUGUGUCUCUAACUGGAACAACUCCUGAGAAUUUGACAACAAUAGACUACUAUCCCGUUAUUGGUUGUCCAAUCACAGAAUACAAAACUGUGCAGGAGUGUCUACGCUAUGCUGAAAAUGCCACCAAUGAAGUUGAUCAGGAAUACAUCAUCACCACAUUCGACUUAGGUGUAUGUAUGAAAGCAUACCCACUCGUCUGGAACAAUCAAACCAAAUAUGAGAAGCACAUAAUCCUGAUUGGAACCUUCCAUCUAGUUUGCGCAUACAUGAAGAUGAUAGGAAAGAAAAUGAAUGGGUCAGGCCUCUCUGACAUAUUGCUGGAAUCUGGCUUGAUUGCGUCGGGUUCCAUCACAGGUGUUCUUUCGGGGAAACACUAUGAGAGAGCAAUGCACUGCCACAAGGUCUUGUUGGAAUGCCUUGAGAGACUUCCGAUGACUCAGUAUGUAGCAAGUCAGGGUCAAACUGAAGCACUGUCUUCGUUAUCUGAGCAAUCUAAGCAACUUCUAGUUCUAGUGAACUACAUCAAAGGGUUUCAGCAAUAUCGUGAUGACAUUAGAGCAGGACUUCGUGGAGAGACUGCUCAAAUGUGGCUAUCAUACAUGGAUCAUGUAUGGCUUGUACUAUCACUGAUACAUUCAGUGAAGCACAAUGAUUUUCUCCUCUAUGGACAUUGUCUUCAUCUCAUGGCCGACCUAUUUUUUAGCUUUGGCGGACAAAAUUAUGCGAGGUACCUCACAUAUUUUUCGACAUUCAUAGCCAACAUCGAGACAUCUCAUCCAGGAGCUACAGACUUGAUGAAGAGAGGUGCUAUUAGCGUAGCCCGAUCAUUCAUUCCUGGCAACAGAUGUGCAGUCGACAAGACAAUGGAAGAGACUUUCAUGCGACAUGCCAAGUCUCAUGGGGGUGCUGGUGCUGGUGAAUCAGGAGUGUUGACUAACCAUGAUGCUUACCAACGCUGGGUUAGAACCACUCACGCCAGAUCACAGUAUGUCAAUGCCACACUCAAUAUGGCUGAUAUGUUGUCAGACCGCAUUGGGGAAUCCAAACAUCAUGAUGUCCGUCCUGCUGAGGUUCUUAAAAGUGAAAAACUAGUAAAGCGGACACAAGAAGCUGUGGAAAGUUUUUUAAACCCAUUCACAGUAGACAAGAAACAUCAGUUGUUGAUACUUCCAUCAGGACAAGCAGCAUCCGAGGAUGUGAAAGUAGAUGUCCUCAGAGCAGAAGUGGCAGGUAGAGAAGCAAAGAAUGCCUUCAUUGAAACCCAUUUGAAAACAGGCAAAGAUUUCUUUGAACCAGUGAGCGUUUGAAU
Molecule: messenger RNA, 3985 nt
Organism: Haliotis rufescens (red abalone)
Lineage: Eukaryota; Metazoa; Mollusca; Gastropoda; Lepetellida; Haliotidae
Exons: 2
Coding region: 2127-3983 (618 amino acids)
Source: RefSeq, a predicted model, not a curated record